UAAAAUUUGUUUCGGCGCGCGCUUUUUCCUGCCUCCUGGACGGUGUCCGACGAGGCUCAUUCUACGGCCGUUCUCCCCUCCCUUAGGACCGCGGAGGCCUCAAAAAGCGAAGCCUGAAGAAAGAGGCCCUUCAGAAGUCACGGCGAGGCCAGGCCGGCGGCAAUGUCCGUGAGGAGGAGCGGCCAGGGGCGCGCGGUUGCGUUGCUGCGGGUGACCACGACGGCGGCGGCGACGACAGCCUCGAGGGCGCGGGGCCUGCACCGCUUCCUUUCCUCCGCGCCGGCCUGCCUGUUGCCUGCUUUUCCUCCUCGCCACGGAGCCCUGCCGGGGCUCUGGGCCCGACAGUGAGCCGCCGCGGGCUGGGCCCGGGCGGAAGAGCGCAGAGACCGAGAUUGCGGGGCGCAGGGAGCUGCCGAGGGGGCAGCCUGAGCUUCGGCCGCUUGAGCAUGGGAAUCCUCUUCACCCGCAUAUGGAGGCUGUUUAACCACCAGGAGCACAAAGUGAUAAUAGUUGGGCUUGAUAAUGCUGGAAAAACUACUAUUCUUUAUCAGUUUUCUAUGAAUGAAGUAGUGCAUACUUCCCCAACAAUAGGUAGCAAUGUGGAAGAGAUUGUAGUUAAUAAUACACGUUUUCUUAUGUGGGAUAUUGGAGGCCAAGAAUCUCUUCGAUCAUCAUGGAACACAUAUUAUACAAAUACUGAGUUUGUGAUAGUUGUUGUGGAUAGCACAGACAGAGAAAGAAUUUCGGUAACUAAAGAAGAAUUGUAUAAAAUGUUAGCACAUGAGGACUUGAGAAAAGCAGGCUUGCUCAUCUUUGCUAACAAACAGGACGUUAAAAGCUGCAUGACGGUAGCGGAAAUUUCUCAGUUCCUGAAACUAACAUCUAUUAAAGAUCACCAGUGGCACAUCCAGGCAUGCUGCGCUCUUACUGGCGAAGGAUUAUGCCAAGGACUUGAAUGGAUGAUGUCAAGACUUAAAAUCAGAUGAUUCUAACUACACAGACAUUGUAAAAAAGAGAACUGGCUAUUUGGCUGUGAAUUAUUGGCUUAUGUAUAUUUAUAAAAACAAGAUGACUUUUUCUUUUGCUACCUAAAAGAUUUCAAACAAGAGAAAACAAUUGGAAAUUCAGCCUUGACUUCCUUUGAUGAUUUCUUUGAACUGAAAUUUAAAUACUGUGGCUGGCCUUUCUUUUAUCAAGAAAUAAUGUGCGGAGAUCAAAUACAAGGAAAGAAUUUUAACUUUUACUUUUUAUUAUUCAAAUCUAACUCACUAAAUUGAAAUGCUGACUUUAUUUCCACAAAUCAAAAAUGAAAAUCAGUGGUACAGGUACUGACUGUCUAGUAUUGAAACCGACUGGGAUAUGUUUCAGAAGUGCGAAAAUGUUCCUAUAUGUGAACUAUAUGUUUUAUGUAAUUAUACCUCAUAUUAAGCUUGAUUAAAAUCUGUUGAGCAAAUUGGUUAAUAUCAUUAAUUCUGUCCAUUGUACUCCUUAAGUGGCAGUAUGUGAUUUGAGCCACUUUGGACCUAUUUGAGUUCCAUGUGUUACAGCCAAUCUUUUUUGUCUGACCACCAAGCAGGUUCUGUCAGGACAAAUUCUUUAUCUACUUUCUAACUCCUCUCAAUCUUCACCAGAAUUUUGGUGAAGCUGUAACAACCUUUGGGAUACAUAGGAGGGAGCUGCUAGUUGGACAGGAUGCUGAGAAUGUUCAACCAGGUCAACAAAACCCUGUGCAUGGAAUGUUUUGUAUCAUACUAUGGCAGUAGGAUUGGGGUCAAACUAUUUGAAUUUGUAAUGGUUUAUUUAAAAAGUAGGUGGUGUGGGGGGAUGCUGCUAUAGUAUAUCAUUAUCUUUUCUGUAUUACUCAAAAGCAAUUGAGACAAAAAUACAAGUUAUGUAUUAUUUUAUGUAUAUCCUGCAGUUUAAAACAACCACAAAAGAAUUAAGAUUCAAUGUAUUAUUAUUUAGAAGUUUACACUUUGAUUGCAUUUGCUGAGAUAUGCAUUGCUUCAAAUAGAACACUUGAGUUACCUGAAAUAUGCACUGUGGUUCAAAAACAUCUUUUAUACUUGGGUGGUAUGCAUAGAACAUUCCCAUUUGAUGUGUGAUGUUGAAGUUAAAAGUGGGUUUAAUCCAAAAGAAAUAGAAUAAUUAGGAAUUUCACAGAAUAAGUAUAAACUUGGAGUUUCUUCUGGGGAAAUUGGUGACGUGCUCUUUAUGUGAUCACCUAAAAUGGACAGAAAUUUGUAAUUACACUAAAGUUGCACUUAAAGUCACUUGAAUGAAAAAUCUUGACCAGUCUUAUUGAUUUAAUAGAAAAGAUCAGCUAAGUUUUUAUCAAUUCCAUUGCUGCUUUAUAGGGGUCAGAGACUAUAAUAUAAAUAACUAUAUUAGUAGCCUAUUAAUUGAGCCAUUUGCUUUUCAGAUUCUCUAGGAACAUCCCAAGUGUGCAUUCAUGUGUGUGUGUGUGUGUGAACGCACAUUUAUAUGACUUGAUUCAUCUGUUCCUUAAAGUGAAAAUGUAAACUAAAUGCAUGGACCCUACAAAGCAGUUUUCCAGUUUUAUAUCUUCCCUGUUUUAAAACUUGAAGUGCAUUAAAAUAUGAAUAAACUAAUUUUCCUGUUACUUUAUGCUGCAAUGAUUGUAAAGGUGGAUAGGCAAAUAAGUUGGUGCCUGAUAUAGGAAAAUACAAAUUAUUUGAGAUACUAUUUUAGUCUUCUGAACGUUGUGCUUAGCAUUCUUUCCAGGCUUAGGGGGUUAUUUAGAAAUAAGUGUAUCCUUAGUAUCAGAUAAACUAAAUGCCUCCCCUCCUUUUUUUUUUUUUUUUAAAUCAGGCAUUAAGUAUAACGGUCUGUAAUUUCAAAUUGGAUCAAAGCAAUUUCAGUACUUUAAUUUAAACUCAAUACACUGGCUGCUUUGUACAACAGCUCCUAAGUUUUUCUGAUUGGAGAAAUGCUUAAAAUUAGUAGUGCCAUUAAACUACAUAUCAGUAUUUGGCAGGAGAAAAAAAAUGGCACACAAUUUUUUUAAUGUUUUACCACAAACUGGUUUUGAAAUAAUUCUUAACUUUGAAAUCAGUUUGCUAUGGAGAUGGUUUUUUUAAGAGACAUAAACAUUUAAACUUCUUGUAAGUUGUUCCAUGCUACUUUGAUUUCUACUCAAAAUAUUUUUUUUUUAAAAAUCACCUUUCAUUGGAUGAAUGCCCUGAGAAAAAUUAUGUUUCAACAUAAACAUAAUUAUAGUUAAAAUUGAACUAGAAUGCAUAAAUUUUUGACUAUCCAAGUUACCAAAUUUAUUAAAUCCCCCUACUAACUUUAACGAGUAUAAAUGAGAAUGCACAAGUUCCCAAACAGGAUGGGUUUCUCCAAGUUAAAAAGAACCAAUUUUCUUCCCACAUUCUUCUCUUGACUCAGAUUAAAUGGCAGAUGGUUGUGAGAAGGGUGACUUACCCUCUGUUUUCAAUGACUUCAGUAAAAUUGAAAGUAUAGAAACCCACAGGUAUAGUCCAACUCUGAUUCUUGACUGACUCUCAGCAUUAACAAAAACGAUGCUUUUACAACUUUUUUUCAGCUUUGAAUCAACUAGCAAAGGGCAAUUGGAUACACUGAAAAGGGGUUAGAAGAAAUCUUAAUACAAAGCCUUUGGAUAAUUAAUCUUUUUUAGAGCAACACGUUACCAAUCAGUUCUAUAAAGCUAAAGCCCAUUUUUGUUUUCAUGUAUAUUUUUAUCCAAAGCAGGCUUUGGACAGAACAGCUGUGUGAGAGCAUUAAUUUCAAAUCAAACUGUUACUGCCAUUCCUCUAAAAUGUGUUGGGAGACUUUGGGUGUCGUUCCUACUUUUGAUUUUCAAGCCACACCAAUUUUAUCAGAGGAUUUAUGCGUGCUUAUUACAAUAAUAUUUCGUAUAUAUGAGAAAAGCAUACAUUGCUGUGUGCACGUUUUGUGAUCAGGUAUAGACAACAUCUGUUUUUAAGAGUGAAGGAAAAAAAGUACCCUGUGCUUCCAUAGGACCUGUGAAUGAUGGUAUCUUGGUUGAUGUCAAUCUGUAGAGUGGAAGAAGCAGAUCAGGAUAAUAUACCCGAGACAAGCUGAACAUAACUAGUUUCUAGAUUUAGGUUGAUGAAAGAAUUGACUUAACGUUUUGGGGUUCGUUUGUUUUUAAAAUUAGCCCUGGCUGCAUGCUUGCUUCUGUGCCUAUAUGUAAUGCCUACUUAAUGUGUAAAUUUUGUAAAUAAAGGAUUACUAGAAAGAUAAA
Messenger RNA from Thamnophis sirtalis, 4252 nucleotides. Lineage: Eukaryota; Metazoa; Chordata; Lepidosauria; Squamata; Natricidae. The record is from RefSeq and is a predicted model, not a curated record.